Bufo bufo (common toad) is the source of this 7369-nucleotide messenger RNA. RefSeq lists its product as uncharacterized. NCBI's taxonomy places the organism in Eukaryota, Metazoa, Chordata, Amphibia, Anura, Bufonidae. The transcript is spliced from 2 exons. The record is from RefSeq and is a predicted model, not a curated record. Bases 99 to 7244 code for a protein of 2381 amino acids.
UACAGGGACCCCCGACGCUGGUGUGGCCUGUACCCCCGACGCUGACCAGCAGCGCUCCGUAGCUGAAGUCGGCACAGGGGUCUUCCCGUGCCGGCAGGAUGCAGACUACAGAGAGGAGCACCCGCUCGUCCAAGAAAUAUGUGGCUGAGCCGGCGCCUGGUCCCCAGAACACAGACAGCGGCCAGUACAUGUGCAUCGAGUGCAGCCAAACGUUUGACAAUAAGUUGGAGCUGAACUCUCAUCGUCAGAGCCAUGUGACCAAGAAGCAGUUCAUGUGUUCCCUCUGUGGGAGAGGAUUUCACCACCAGGUCUUCUUACAGAUGCAUGAGAGAAGCCACGAGGGUGGCAUCUCCCGUACGUCACUGACUAAGACUAACGUAACUCCUGCUCGUGUCAUUUCCACCAGGAGCACCAAGUCCACACUGGAUGCUGAUAUUAUUCACGUGACUCCUCCUGCCAACAAGCCCCCCUAUCACCUCAACUCUAAGGUCCAAUUCAAGAGAGACCUGAGCAGCGGCCGAGAUAUCGCCCCCAGAGAAUGCUUAACCAGACGCACCCAAGGAACUUCUUCACCUGAUUACGAACAAACAGACAGCUCUGACGAGAGGGCGCAGUUUGAGCUGAGAAUAUCAAAGCUUUCUGACAGCACCAUUCAUCUGAUUGACCCCUAUGGAAAUACCCUGGAGAUCCUGGCUGAAGUCUUCAAUGCCUACGCUAUUGGAGAAACCGAGGAGGACGAUGAGGAGAAUGUGAGCCCCAUUGCUGCCUCGAGGAUCUCCGAGAUUUCUGCUGCAUCUACCUCAAGUUCUGUCCACCUGAAUGUGCCAGACGAGAUCAUGCAAGAUUCAAGGGUUCUUCCUUCACCUCAAGCAGAAGUGUCUAGACCACAUGAGUCCAUAAAUACUGCUGAAAAGAAGGAAGAUCUGCCUUUGUGUCGUCUCCAGUCUGUCUCCAGUGCCAGCAUGUCUCCAAAGACCUUGCCUGAUGUCAGUGACGAUGCAGAAGAUGUCCUCUCCACACAGGCCCCUCAUGAGUCAGAUAUUCAGGAUGUGACCAGCAGUGAACACACAGUACGUCAGCCAGCCAGUGAAGUACCCAAGAAUUCCACAGAGGAGGAAAAUCUUCCAAGUAUUUCCCAAGACUCCUUGACCACUUGUGGUGAUCUGAUGGUUACAGAGGAGCCCAUCCUAAGAGAUGUGACCGCGUGUAACAGUGCAGGCCCCGAUCAGACUGAGACUCCUUCACUGGAACCUGACGCUCUAAAUCAUCCCAGCUCUGUACAGUGGGAGCCUUCUGAGGUGUUACAUGGUGGCCAUCUCCACACUGAGGACAGGCCUAGUUUAAGUCAACCCAUGCCACCCGAGCCCCUUACAAACCUCACCCCAGAAAAAGAUGCCAGCACUUCCUCCCUAACACCGGUCACCUCAAAUGAGCAGGAGGAUAAAUCGCUGACUGUGGCCUCAUCGAUAAGUGGCCUUUCACUGGACUUGAAUGAGGGCAGCGCUCAGCUAAGUGAUUCAUGUGUCAAUGACAGUCAGUCGGACAUUGUUAUAGAAAACGAUAUGCAGUCUCAGAAGAGUGAUGAGGGGGGCGCUGGCCUUGAUGAAGGUGAACGGCUCGAAAGAGCAGAGGUGCCACUUGCCAGUGUCGAUGAGAGUCAAGAGGUGCCCUUAGUGGGAGACGACAGUAUGAUGCUACAGACUCCUCUCACCCUUAACGAGUGCCUGUCAAAAUCUGAUGAGCUUCAUGUGGAGAGCCUCUCAUGCACUAGAGAUGCUGGAAGCUCGGGACAUGACAAUAACCUCCAGACUGACCCGUCUACCUCCAACACAGUCUGCAAGACUCCCGUAGAUGAUGAAAAAGUAGACCCAAAAUAUGAAAGCAAUGAAAAUCAGACAGCAUUAGAGAGUGAACUGAAGCCUGGUUCAACGGAAGCAGAUGUUUGCAGUCUAAGUGAAGGAGUCUCUGAUGGGGCAUCGUAUCCCAGUGAUAUCUGCUCUUCAGAACUUGAGUCCCAAAAUCUAGGGAUGUCUCUGGACUUUGCUGAUCAAACAACUAUUGACUCAUCCGAUUUUGAGGCAGUUUCUAUGAAAAGAGACACUGGUGAGAAAGUUUUCACUUCAUUAGAGAGCCCAGCAAGCCAGCCUGUCAUGCCUGAAAAAAUACCACAGGUUUCCAGCAGUACUGUGCCCUUCCUUCAAGAGCAGUGUGAAGAGCCGCUGCUGGCCGACGGUCCUGCAGCACAUAAUAAGACCGAUCUGGUCAUGCCUGAUACUUGCCAGAAAAACGAUGACGGCUCAGAGCUGAAUCCAAAAAGUGGCCCAGAUAGGAGUUCACCACUUCAUGACAUCGAAACUCUGAAGAGCAAUGACCCAGAACAAGAUGAGAACUUGAGCAGCAAAAGUGAACUGGAGGCUGACCUCUCCUCUGACAUAAGGCAGAUUGGCUCAUCAGAGAAUGAAGAAAAACGUACAAAUCCGAUUGCAGCUCCAGUGGCGACUCCAACCGAAGCGCUUCCCCUUGCUAAUAUAGACACUGAACUUGAUGAAGCCCUCUCACAUGAGAACAUCCAAACGCCUGUGCAUGUCACUAAAUCUGUCGAUGUAGAGAACGUUAACGCCUCCCAGAAGAUUGCAGUGGUUGAGUCCGGUGAAGACAAGCUCCUCAAUCUCCUUGAGCCCAUGACUGAGGGUACUCGAAGUGACUUACUGCCUCCGUGUGAUGAGGAUUUAUCUUUGAGAAAUAACGAGAACAGUCACGAUGUUCCCUUCAGCGUGCAGACUUUGGUAAACCUCACGACAGCUUGUGUUCAGGCCCAAGAACGUGUCUUAUCUCAAGGGACUAAACCUCCAGAUCAAGAUGCUGCAGAAAGUAUGGCGAGCGAGGCAAUGUUUAUGAGCAGCAGCCUGAUAGCAAACACUGACUUUAAAGAUGAUGUGCUGCUUGAGAAACCCAAAGUUGAGGCUCUGUUGCCAGCAUUGUGUCUUCUGGAACCAACUUUAGAUCUAUCUCCUGACCUUGAACAUUUAUCUGAGAAAUGUUUGCUAAACAGUGAUGAUGUUAAAGACCUUGCUGACAAUGACCUUGAUAAGGACCUUUCCCAUGAGAUCCCACACAAGCAGUACAUUCAGAUGUCUAACGCUGACCUCACCGAAAACGACCUGGCCGAUGAUUUUGUAGACCCUGAGACUAUUUUACUUGAUGCUCCAUGUCUGGAAGAAACCAAAGAAGACAUCUCUGCAGUGUCUGUGGAUGAUGAGAGUACUAUACAUGAACUCUCGGACAUACUGUCACCUGACCUCCUGGACAGCGAGUAUACAGAGGGCCUGGAUGACAAACAAAUGGGCUUCAGGGGUCAGUGUUUGAAGUGUGGACGACGGGUGAGACGAGGUAGAAAAGAGUUGGUUUGGUUUCCUGACUGCUAUAAAUGCCGUCUGAAGGCAAAGCGUCACAGUUCAGACUUCGUUUUGGAAACAAGCUUGGAUAGAAAAAAAGGCUUGCCAGAUUCCUCAAACUUCCAUGUCAAGCAGGAGGCAGAAUCUGCGCAGGACAGCGCGUUCUAUAGAGCCGAAUCUCCCCCACUAAAAACGUUUAAAUGUCCAAAGUGUGAGAAGUCCUUUAGAAAAUCAGCAUUGCUUGCUAUUCACGUGAAAUGUCACUCAUUACCACAAUGUCUGAGCUGUGGAUGCCCAGUGCCACCCGAUUACAAAACCAAGCGCACUCCCAAGAGGUGCCAUAAGUGUGUCCAGAAGAUCAAGCAGCAGAAGAAAGCAGAGCGGGUGCUUUGUGGAGAUGAUGAGGAUGACAGCCUGGAUUCUGACAGUGAAUCUCCAUUUGUGGACGAGGUAGAUUUAGAGAGCCUAUCUGAUAACGAACCAGAAAAUGACCAGAUCCUGAGCUCUACCAGUCUAGAAGAGGACUCUAAGCCAGGAAGUGCUGAAAGAGAAACUGAGCCUUUCCACUCUAUAUCAAUGAGGAAGAGCAAGAAAAUGAGUCCUGCCAUACAAGCCCUGUACUGUACCUGUCAAGUAGUUCUUAAAAGUGGAGCAAAACAGCCCAAGAUAUGUAAGAGCUGCCAAAAGCCUACCCGCGACCGGCUGGUCGCUCUACCUAAAGACAGCCUCAUAGUGGGAGAUCAUGCAGGAGUUGGUGGCCGAGUGCCACAAUUAAAGAAGACCAAGAAGCAGACCCAAUCUGAGCCUGAUCAACAGAAUUUGUCACUAGGAGAGUCUUCUGUGAGCUGUGAAAACGAGCUUAGUCCUGAUGAAUUCUGUAAAGAGGAGACCGAGCCUGAAUUGGAUAUAAGUGACCAGAUGGUCCUCCCAGAUGGUAAGCAGCCACGUUUGUGCCCACAGUGUGGCAAAAUAUUUAAAUGCAACAGAUCCAUGAAACUUCACCUGUUGAGUCAUACAGCCACACAAUGCGAGUCUUGUGGCUGUCGCCUGCAGAAAAAGAAGCGUGCCGGUCGCUGGGCUAAGAAGUGCCGUGUCUGUAGACUGCUCACUAAAACUACAGGGCUUCCUGAUGGUGCCAUGGAGGAUGUCCUCCCAAGUGAUAAGAUCUCCAAGGAGAAGGGCAUGACUUCUCUGCGACGGAAAAUGAAGCAGUCAAAGGCUGUGAGAAAUAGAAAAAUCCAACCCAUUGCAAAGCACAAAAAAACCCUCAAAUGGAUGAAUAUGAUGUUGGCUGUGAAAGGCCUGACCCGAAAACCCAGAAAAAAGAAAGAGCAGACUAUGAAGGGUCCUAAUGAAGAGAAGUCUGGUUACAGCUCGGAACCGUCAGUAUAUUCAGGUACUGUAGGCAAAGCCACUUUUCUUAAACAUCUUUCUGCUUCUCCUAAAAGUGACCCAGGUUCUUCAGGGUUGCAUCUUUCACAGAAGAAAUUAUUAGGUAGAAUACCAAAAAUCAACAGGAAGUGUAUGUACAGAGAGAAGAACAUUAUAAAAGUGGAGGAGCAACAGAUGUCCCCAUAUAUUGGAGAUCCAUCCAAAACUCAAGUAUCUGUUAAAGAGGAGGAUGAAAACCAGUGUUUGGAAUGCAAUGAAAUCUUCUCGAGCUUUGACCUUCUGCUCAGUCACCAGCAAAGUCAUGUAGGUGACCCACCAUUCACAUGUACACAGUGCCCCCAGAGCUUCUCUGCUGAGCAGUAUUUGAGUAUUCACGUUGGCAGUCAUGCUGAAGGUCCUCCUUUUCGUUGCCCAGAUUGCAAUAAAACCUUUCCUAAAAGGAACAACCUUGGUGUUCAUAGACGUGUUCAUACUGGCGCUCGACCCUAUGCUUGCCCUGAUUGUCCUUGCAAAUUUCGACAGAGAGGCAGCCUGAUCCUUCAUCGGUAUACACACAGGAACCUUCAGUUCAUGAUGGCAAAACCGUAUCAGUGUUCAAUAUGUAAUAAAAGCUUUAAGCAGAAGGAACGGCUAGUCAUACACGAACGCCUCCACACCGGGGAAUGCCCGUUCUCCUGUAAAGACUGUGACAAAGUGUUUCCCAGUAAGUCAAGACUCUAUGCACAUCGUAAGAUACACAAAGUUCCUGGCACUUUGUCUAAUGUUGAGCAGAAUGCAAUCUGUAAAGAAGAGUUGGGAGAGCUGCUGCCUUUCCAGUGCAAGGUCUGCGGCAAAGUCUGCUCGACUAAGGCUAGCCUUGUUCUUCAUUGUAAAGUCCAUAAGUCUUCAGCCAUCUCUAACCACGGUGGCAGCCAUGGGGAAAAUGUAGAGACCACAAAGGAGAUGCCAUUGGUGUCAGAGAGCAAUCUUCAUAUCAAAACUGAACUAGAGGGACAUCCUUUUACUUGCAAGGACUGUAACAAGGUCUGCUCCACCAAGGCCAGCCUCGUUCUUCAUCGUAAGGUGCAUGGCCCGGACCCUAGACCAGGUUUUGGUAGUCCAGGAUUCGUUUGCAAGGACUGUCAUAAAGUUUAUUCCACCAAAGCCAAACUUUUCCUACACCGCAAAAUGCACAAGUCUUCAUUCAUGUGUGGCCUCAAAGCAAAUAUUGGAGAUCCCCCUUACGUUUGUCAAGAAUGUAAUAAAGUCUGCUCUACUAAGGCCAGCUUUGUACUCCACAGUAAGGUGCACUGGAGAUCUGCUAGCAGUGAGCACAUCCUUAAAGGUAACAUGAAGCAAAAAUCCUUCGUUUGUAAGGUCUGUAAUUUUGUUUGCUCAACCAAGGCCAGCUUUGUCCUGCAUAGAAAGGUGCAUCGAUCCUCACCUAGCCUAGUGCAAAGCCUUAAAGAUGGAACUGUGCAAAGCCCUUUUACUUGCAAGGACUGCAAUAAAGUCUGCUCCACCAAGGCUAGCCUGGUUCUUCAUAGUAGGGUACACAGAGCAUUACCUGGCAAUGACCAAAAUCCAAUCCCCCAGGCUGAUGUGAAAGAGAAACCUUAUCAUUGUAAGGAAUGUGGCAAAAUCUAUUCAACUAAAGGCAGGCUCUUGUCCCACAUGAAAUUACACACUGGUCAAGACAUGUCUGAAGAUGGUGGGCAGCAGCUGAAAAUGGACACUGAGGAAAAACCAUUUGCCUGUCCUAUAUGCCUCAUGAGGUUCACACGUUUGAAGAUCCUUGUCAGACACAAGCUCAUCCAUGGGGAAGACGUAUUCAAGUGUGGACAUUGUGGGAAGAGAUUCUUGUUCCACAAAUCCCUUCUGAACCAUGUGCCGGUCUGUCUGAAGAGGACCAAGGGAAAAAGCCUCCUGGGGAAAGAAAAGGUGCCAAAAAAGAGGAAGACUAAAGAUGGAAACAGUAGUGAAGAGAGCGCCCCAAAGAAGAGGAAACCCGAUAACAAGAAAGCUGUGACGGCCGUGCAAAAACUGAAAAACAAAAAGCUAAUCAAAGCUAAGCAGCUGGCAUUAAAGAAGGAGAAGAGUAAGGCCAAGGGCGGUGAUGAGAAGAAGCUGAAAAAAGCAAAGGCAGAAGCUGAGCAGGAGCCGGACCCCGAGGGAGAGAAGCAGAGCGAUGGCAAGCAAGAGAAACCAUUGGAGACUGUGUCCAAGGAGAAGGAAAUUGUAAAGGACAAGAAACCUAAAGAAAUGGGCAAGGUGAAGAAGGUUCUAAAGAAAGUGCCGGUGAAGCAGAAGCGGCAGAAGGUUGGCAGUGAAAGCUUGAAGAAGUGGAGGAUGAUUGCUGCUGCCACUGUCAAGAAGAGAAAGCUUCAGGCUGUAAUUACUGGAGGGAAGAAGAAAGUGACCGUGAAGAAGAAAGGACCAAAUAAAGCCAAGACUGGAGGAAAGAACAGCAAGGAGUGAGAAGACUUGCGCCCCCCCCCCCCCCCCCCCCCACUUCAUACGUAACAGUGUUCUUAAACUAAUCUGCUGAUGAUUAUGAAGCCGUUAACUUUAUCAUGUUUUCUUUUAAUAAAAAUCACAUAUUG